Pseudophryne corroboree (corroboree frog) is the source of this 3066-nucleotide messenger RNA. Its product is annotated as zinc finger protein 84-like. NCBI's taxonomy places the organism in Eukaryota, Metazoa, Chordata, Amphibia, Anura, Myobatrachidae. Gene Ontology annotation, cellular component: nucleus. The transcript is spliced from 6 exons. The record is from RefSeq and is a predicted model, not a curated record. Gene Ontology annotation, molecular function: DNA-binding transcription factor activity, RNA polymerase II-specific. The annotation marks the transcript as partial. Gene Ontology annotation, biological process: regulation of transcription by RNA polymerase II.
AUGGCAGUGGUGGAGCGCAUGCUCCAGUGGGCCGAAACUCGCCUUCCGGCCAUCUCGGCUGUGUUUCUGCCAGGAAUCCUCAACUGGGGAGCAGACUUUCUCAGUCGGCAGGAUGUCCACAGCGGCGAAUGGUCUCUGCACCCUGAAGUGUUCCAGAACCUGGUAAACAGAUGGGGUCUGCCAGAUGUAGACCUGAUGGACUCGCGUCACAAUCACAAGGUCCAAAUCUAUAGAUCCAGGACCAAAGAUCCGCAGGCAGCUUUCGUGGACAUUUUAGCAGUACGGUGGACCUUCCUUCAGAGAUACCUGUUUUCUCCAGUAUCGCUGUUACCCAGAUUUCUUCGCAAGUUUAAAGAGGAAGGAGGCCCCAUUAUACUGAUUACUCUGUAUGGCCCAGGCACCAUUGAUGAACACACAAGCAGGAAUAUCUCAGAAGGACAUCUAAUGUUAUCCCUGGAUUGUGACAUAAAAGAUAAUGACCGUAGACAGGAUUCUCCAGGAGAUAAUCCCAUUACCCCAAUUAUACAUCCAGCUCUAUCAGCUGAUCCUUCUGAUCCUGGGAAAUGUUCUCCUGAUCACUCUGAUAUUGGUGCGUCUGUUACAGCUCUGAGAGUAGAUACAGAGUUUCCCUGGUCUAUAGAUACCAAAUGUUUUACACAGAACACAAACCGUAUUACUCAUCAGCCAGCUAAGGCAGGUGAGAGGCCAUUUCCAUGUUCUGAGUGUGGGAAAUGUUUUACAUAUAAAUCAGAUCUUGUUAGACAUCAGAGACGUCACACAGGUGAGAAACCAUUUCCUUGUUCUGAGUGUGGGAAAUGUUUUACACAGAAAUCAGCUCUUGUUACACAUCAGAGACGUCACACAGAUGAGAAGCCGUAUUCCUGUUCUGAGUGUGGGAAAUGUUUUGCACGGAAAUCAGCUCUUGUUAUACAUCAGAGAAGUCACACAGAUGAGAAGCCGUAUUCCUGUUCUGAGUGUGGGAAAUGUUUUGCACGGAAAUCAGCUCUUGUUAUACAUCAGAGAAGUCACACAGGUGAGAAGCCGUUUUCCUGUUCUGAGUGUGGGAAAUGUUUUGCACGGAAAUCAGAUCUUGUUACACAUCAGAGAAGUCACACAGGUGAGAAGCCGUAUUCCUGUUCUGAGUGUGGGAAAUGUUUUACACAGAAAUCACAUCUUGUUACACAUCAGAGAAGUCACACAGGUGAGAAGCCGUAUUCAUGUUCUGAGUGUGGGAAAUGUUUUGCACAUAAAUCAGAUCUUGUUAAACAUCAUAGAAGUCACACAGGUGAGAAGCCGUUUUCCUGUUCUGAGUGUGGGAAAUGUUUUGCAUAUAAAUCACAUUUUGUUUUUCAUCAACGUGCUCACACAGGUGAGAAGCCGUAUUUCUGUUCUGAGUGUGGGAAAUGUUUUGCAUAUAAAUCACAUUUUGUUUUUCAUCAACGUGCUCACACAGGUGAGAAGCCGUAUUCCUGUUCUGAGUGUGGGAAAUGUUUUUCAUUGAAAUCAAUUCUUGUUAGACAUCAGAGAAGUCACACAGGUGAGAAACUGUAUUCCUGUUCUGAGUGUGGGAAAUGUUUUGCACAGAAAUCAUAUCUUGUUACACAUCAGAGAAGUCACACAGGUGAGAAGCCGUAUUCCUGUUCUGAGUGUGGGAAAUGUUUUGCACAGAAAUCAGACUCUGCAAACUUUAUGGUGGAGGCUGUGAAGGAAAUUGGCCUGCUCAACACACAUGUUACGGCCAUGGCAGUGUCAGCACGUAGAGGCUUAUGGAUACGCCAAUGGACUGCGGAUGCGGAUUCCAGGAAAGGCAUGGAGGGCCUGCCCUUUACAGGUGAGGCCUUGUUCGGAGAUGAACUGAAUACGUGGAUAUCCAAGGCGACUGCGGGGGCCAUUCAUCUAUCAAGACUUACCACGACUACGUUUGACGGCAUGGAAGUUGAGCAUCAGAUUCUAGCCCGGAAAGUGAUCCCGUACAGCAUUUUUCCAACCCAGGAAGGAAGUAACGUCUUUGCAUUACCAUCUUAUUUGGAAAAUAUGUGUCUUGGUGUGAAUCCAAGCAGUUUCCCGCAGUGGAGUUUCAACUGUCCUUUCGGCCCAGUAGAUACCGAAGAGGACGAGGCUCUGCCUUCCAUGCUGCUAGAGGCAGGGAAAGAGGUAAAAGAAACCCAGGCUUCUCUGCCUCCCAAGAACAGAAGUCCUCCCCGGCUUCUGCCAAGUCCACCGCAUGACGCCGGGGCUCCCCUGCUGGAGUCCUCGCCGGUGGGGGCACGUCUCAAGCUCUUCAGCCAGGGGAAAUGUUUUGCAUGCAACUCAAAUCUUGCUACACAUCAGAGAAGUCACUCAGGUGAGAAUCCGUUUUCCUGUUCUGAGUGUGGGAAAUGUUUUGCAUUCAAAUCACAUUUUGUUACUCAUCAGCAUACUCACACAGGUGAGAAGCCGUAUUCCUGUUCUGAGUGUGGGAAAUGUUUUACACAGAAAUCAGCUCUUGUUAAACAUCAGAGAAGUCACACAGGUGAGAAGCCGUAUUCCUGUUCUGAGUGUGGUAUAUGUUUUGCACAGAAACCAAAUCUUGUUACACAUCAGAGAAGUCACACAGGUGAGAAGCCGUAUUCCUGUUCUGAGUGUGGUAUAUGUUUUGCACAGAAACCAAAUCUUGUUACACAUCAGAGAAGUCACACAGGUGAGAAGCCGUAUUUCUGUUCUGAGUGUGGGAAAUGUUUCGCAGUUAAAUCAGAACUUGUUACACAUCAGAGAAGUCACACAGGUGAGAAGCCGUUUUCCUGUUCUGAGUGUGGGAAAUGUUUUACACAGAAAUCAGCUCUUGUUACACAUCAGAGAAGUCACACAGGUGAGAAGCCGUAUUCCUGUUCUGAGUGUGGUAAAUGUUUUGCACAGAAACCAAAUCUUGUUAGACAUCAGAGAAGUCACACAGGUGAGAAGCCGUAUUUCUGUUCUGAGUGUGGGAAAUGUUUUACACAGAAAUCAGCUCUUGUUACACAUCAGAGAAGUCACACAGGUGAGAAGAUAUUUUCCUGUUCUGAGUGUGGUAAAUGUUUUGCACAGAAA